This is a messenger RNA of Hydractinia symbiolongicarpus, 3707 nucleotides long. RefSeq names its product ephrin type-B receptor 1-B-like. The transcript is spliced from 15 exons. NCBI's taxonomy places the organism in Eukaryota, Metazoa, Cnidaria, Hydrozoa, Anthoathecata, Hydractiniidae. Gene Ontology annotation, biological process: protein phosphorylation; cell surface receptor protein tyrosine kinase signaling pathway; axon guidance. The coding region runs from base 178 to 3003 and encodes 941 amino acids. The record is from RefSeq and is a predicted model, not a curated record. Gene Ontology annotation, molecular function: ATP binding; protein binding; transmembrane-ephrin receptor activity. Gene Ontology annotation, cellular component: neuron projection; plasma membrane.
AUAUUUGUUUUUUUUUGUAAGUGAGGGAUGAUGGUUAGUACUUUUUCACAAAAACACGAAAAUAUAAUUUAAAAAAAAGGUGCAACGAAGAAAAAUAUAGCGAAGACAUGCUAGCAGACAAAAAUAAAUUGGAUUUCUGAAUUUUCAAAACUAUAACUAAUAGUUUCUUUUACCAAAAUGAAGAUUGCGUUGACCCAUAUUUUACUUAUUUUUAUAACACCAAGACUUUGUGAGAAGAUAUACAUUGCUCAACCGGAUAUAAACUCAUGGCUAAAAAGUGGACUGUGUCAACCCUCUUGGGGAAUCCGCAGUGGACAAUGGAAAACCUGUCUGCCUACAGACGAUUCAACGAGGGAGGAAUGUGUACUCACAACUGGUGAUUGGUCAUUUAGUGGCGUCAAUAAGAUUUUAAUCGAAGUGGAAACGACGACAGCAACCUGUUUUGGUUCCAACAAAACAUAUCCAAUCUGCAGAAAUAACUUCACUAUGGGUGUAUUUUCUAACAAUGGAGCAAAGUUAGCAGAGCCAAGUUUCAUACCUUCUGCGAUUGUUCCUCGGCAGGAUUUUUUUACAAGUAGUGACCAGUUUGCUGUGAAUAACAUGACCGGAGUGAAGGGAAUUAAACUGCAGUUUUUGACCAACCGAUACUGUGGCGCGAUUGAUAAAGUACAGGUAUAUUAUUACAAAUGCCCAACAGCGACUGGCGAUUUGGUGAAUUUCCCUGCGUCAACUGCGCCAGAUUCAAUCGAGAAAACAAAAACGAUAAAUGGGAAAUGCACAGAUGGUGCGCAACCGACUGGUGAGAGGGCAUCGUUCAUGCAAUGUAAGGAUGAUGGUACCUUUUCGGUGCACGGCCGUUGUGUUUGUAAGGAUGGAUAUACAAAAGAUGGCACAUCGUGUAGAGCUUGCAGCACAGGGGAAUACAAACCAACAGCCGGGAAUGAGGCCUGCCUAAAAUGUGGCGCCAACUCGAAAAUAGGCACUGUACCGCGUACUCGAUGCGAGUGUAAAGAAAAUUACUUUCGAAUGAUUGGAAAAACAGAAUUGAAUGACGCUGAUUGCUAUGCUCCUCCAGGUCCUCCAACAAACGUUCUUAUUGACAACAUAGCUGCCCACGAAGCUACGAUAUCAUGGACGCCAUCAACAAAAGGUUCAUCCGACUCAGGAGUCUACGUAGUCAUGUGCACCCCCUAUAAUUGUCCUGACGAUUCAACUUAUUUUCCAAAAAAUACCAGCGAACCGAAGAUUGAACUAAAAGAUCUGGGUGCAUAUGCUAAUUACGAAAUCAAGAUAACAAAAUUAAACAAUAUUACGACUAUCACUGGCAAAGAAUUCUCUGUGACAAAGAAGUUUACAACACAAAAAGGCGCACCCGGAAAAAUACGGAAUCCGAUACAUUCUGUCAACACUGACGAUGGAUCUGUUGUUUUUGUGUGGGAGCCACCAUUUGCGCAAGGUUCGCCAAAUCCUGUAUAUGUUGUGUCUUAUGGCGACGAGACAUUCAAAUUGACAACUAGAACAUUCAAAAUAAAAUCUGACACACAAGACAAAGAAUACGUUGUCAAGAUCUAUACGGAAGUCAACGUGGAUGGGAAAUUCUUGUCUGGUCCUGUCUAUGAGACAAGGGUGAAAGUGAAAGGUGGAAUUCCACUUAGCUUAGCAUUGGGUGUGGCAUUUGGAUUGAUAACUUUUAUUGUGAUCAUUUUAAUUUCCGCGUUUUGUUUUUGGAAAAGAAGAAAUCCAGCCUACUUGCAGGUAGUGCGCAUGGAGGAUGGAACAGUAAAAUUACCAUCUAGUUUUUACACUGGUGGAAAAAUUUACGUCGAUCCAAAGAGUUAUAACGAUGUCGAGGAGGCUGUGAACGAGUUUGCCUUUGAAAUUGACCGAAAUAACUUAAAAAUGCAUGAAAAGAUUGGAGAUGGAGAGUUUGCUGACGUACAUAGGGGAGAACUCUUUAGAGGUGGAAAACACCAAACGGUAGCUGUAAAGACACUUAAGCCCGGAGCAACAAAACAAGACCGGGAUGAUUUCAUCAGUGAAGCUGCUAUCCUUGGUCAAUUCUCUGAUCCGAAUGUUAUAUUGUUAGAGGGUGUUAUAGUGGAAGACCAACCAAAUGCUAUCAUUCUUGAGUUUAUGGCACAUGGCGCAUUAGAUAAAUAUCUGCAGGAAAAUGAUAUGCAGUUUGAAAUCCCUGAACUGCUUGAAAUGGCGCGAGGAAUUGCAUCGGGAAUGAAAUAUCUAUCUGAACUUGGUUUUAUUCAUCGAGAUUUGGCUGCUCGCAAUAUUCUUGUAAACGAGAAGAGAGUAUGCAAGAUAGCUGACUUCGGAAUGAGUUUAGAAAUAAGAAUGGACGAUGGUGAAACCAAGGGUGGAAAGAUUCCAGUACGAUGGACAGCACCUGAAGCAAUCCAAUUUAAGAAGUUCACUACUGCAUCUGAUGUCUGGUCCUAUGGUGUUGUGGUAUGGGAGAUUAUGUCAUAUGGCGAAAGACCAUAUUGGGAGUGGAGUAACUACGAGGUUCUUGAGCAAGUGAACCGAGGAUACAGAUUACCACCACCUAUGGGAUGUCCAAGAGUAGUCCAUGACUUGAUGCUUCAAUGUUGGAACAGAGAUCGCACUAAGAGACCUUUGUUUAGUUUUAUAAGAGAUCGCAUUGAAUCAUGGUUGGACAACACCGCGCUAUUGGAUGACCUUGCACCGAUUACAAAGUUGGACGAUAAUCUCGAUUACACAAUUAUGCAGACAAUAAACAAAUGGUUGCAAGCGAUUGGUAUGGGACGAUACGCGAACAAUUUUUUAGAACAAGGUUUUGCAACACCAAGACAAAUUCUCCUAUUAACCAUAGACGAUUUAGAAAAACUUGGAGUCGGACCUGUUGAACAUCAAAAGAGAAUCAUGAAAGCUAUCGAAAACACAAGAGCACAGGUGGAAGCCCAGAUUGGAAAAGGAGGCAGCGUGAUCAAGAACGACAAUGCUAAAGAUAUUCGACCACAUAAUAUUUAAGGUGUAGGGGCGUAAGAUUUGUUGGGAACAUUUUACGAGGUGUAUUGUACUAACGAUGCAGAUAGCCUUCGUGUAGUGAGUGAAGAAAUGUACAGAUUUUCUACUUCAAACAAAUAUAAAGCACGUAUUGCGAUAGUGUUCAAGAGAUAAGCCUAAAAAAUGAUGAAAAUAAAAAAACAGAACAUUAUAUGAACGAUAAAAAAACUAUGAGUAUUUUUAAAGUUUAAGCUGAUGACAGAUUUGAGUAAUAAUUGACGAUCACAAAUCGAUCGUACGUGUUAACGGAUCUAGGUUUUUUUGAAAUUUUUAUUAUUUUAGUGCUAAAAGUUUCUCACGUGAUCUCUUAAAAAAGAAGGGAUAAUUUAUCACAUAUAUUAAACUUACUGUUUGUCAAUGUCGACUUUUUUUGUUGAAAUUCGUGCAUAACGCACAAACCAGAAAUAAAGGACAAAAUUUUUGGUAAAAUUUUAAUUUAUCCUUAAAUAAUUCCACAUGAUAAAGCUUAACCUGAAUUUUGGAUAAGAAAGUUGCUCUAGUAGAAGAGUCUUAUAAUUUUAAAGCUCUCAGUAGCUAGUUUCUUACAAAUAGGUUUUUUGUUUAAAUUUCUCGUCAAAAUCAAAAUCAUCUGAUGAUCUCUAGAUUUGCUCUUGUAUAUAUUCUAGUGUCAGGUAUUUUUUAAUUGUAAAUAUAUUAGUGUUUUCCAA